AUGGAUCACACGCGCGACCCUUGCCCCUGGGUCAUCCUGAAUGACUUUGGCGGUGCCUUUGCCAUGGGCGCCAUCGGCGGCACAAUAUGGCACGGUAUCAAGGGAUUUCGCAACAGUCCUUACGGCGAACGUCGGAUAGGCGCAAUCACAGCAAUCAAGGCCAGAGCUCCCGUACUUGGAGGAAACUUUGGUGUCUGGGGUGGACUUUUCUCAACAUUCGACUGCGCCGUCAAGGGUGUCCGCAGGAAAGAGGAUCCCUGGAACGCCAUCAUUGCAGGUUUCUUCACUGGUGGAUCUUUGGCCAUAAGAGGCGGUUACAAGGCUGCCAGAAACGGUGCCAUUGGUUGUGCGGUAUUGCUUGCUGUCAUUGAAGGUGUUGGUAUCGGUUUCCAGAGAAUGUUGGCAGGAAGCACAAAGUUAGAGGUCCCUCAGCCUCCACCCAGCAACGAGACGGCCCUGGCCUAA
Molecule: messenger RNA, 465 nt
Organism: Pestalotiopsis fici W106-1
Lineage: Eukaryota; Fungi; Ascomycota; Sordariomycetes; Amphisphaeriales; Sporocadaceae
Product: Mitochondrial import inner membrane translocase subunit tim-17
Exons: 3
Coding region: 1-465 (154 amino acids)
Biological process (GO): protein import into mitochondrial matrix
Cellular component (GO): mitochondrial inner membrane; TIM23 mitochondrial import inner membrane translocase complex
Molecular function (GO): transmembrane protein transporter activity
Source: RefSeq, a predicted model, not a curated record